AGAGGGGUGAGGGAAGGUGGAAGAAUAAAAGACAAGUUGGUGGAAGGCCAAAGAAUUAGAAUCCAUCCAUCCUCUCAUCUCAUCUCAUCAACGCUGCCAGAAUCAAUGGAGCUCACACCCCAGCAGCUCAGCCAGUACAACGGAACCGACCCCUCCAAGCCCAUCUACGUGGCGGUGAAGGGCCGCGUCUACGACGUCACCACCGGAAAAUCCUUCUACGGCCCCGGCGGCCCCUACGCCAUGUUCGCCGGCAGGGACGCCAGCAGAGCCCUCGCCAAGAUGAGCAAGAACGACGAAGACAUCUCCCCCUCCCUCGAUGGCCUCUCCGACAAGGAGAUCGGAGUUCUCAACGAUUGGGAGAACAAAUUCCAAGCUAAGUACCCUGUCGUUGCUCGCCUUCUCAAUUAAUUAUCUCUACUCUUUCGUCGUCUGUUAAUUUCCGCUACUCGACUAAAUCACCUACCCUAAUAAUAAUCAUAAUAAGAACUUUCCCUAUUCUUCUUCCGGAUUAGGGAUUCCAUUUCUCUAUCGUCUAAUUCAUUUCUUUUUUAAAGGACAA
Messenger RNA from Cajanus cajan (pigeon pea), 559 nucleotides. RefSeq names its product membrane-associated progesterone binding protein 2 (gene MAPR2). The record is from RefSeq and is a predicted model, not a curated record. Gene Ontology annotation, cellular component: membrane; endomembrane system. NCBI's taxonomy places the organism in Eukaryota, Viridiplantae, Streptophyta, Magnoliopsida, Fabales, Fabaceae.